AUGAAUAUUCUGGUGGCAUGCAGGGAGGGUGACUGUAGCGCUGUCUCGGCCAUCCUUAAAGCGGCGCAACUCCCCGCGCCCGCCUCUGCGUGUAACGUGGAAGCUGCAGCAGAUCUUGUCGUGCAGCAUGUAUGCACUGCCGUGUGCAGCAGCAGCGAAGGUGUGGCGACUGUGAGGGAAGAGGUGGGCUGGGACAUGGUGAUGAUGGGUGUUGAGGAUGUCUUGGUGGGCGAUCUGUCUCUGAGUGGUGUGACUCGCCAGAUGGUGUCUGCGUCUCUUGCUGACGAUGCUGGUGUUGAGGCAUCCUUAGUCCUCUUUCAGCCGCACCAUGAUAUUGUGAAGGGUGGCGUCGAAGUCACGGCAAAGCUCUUUCCAGAUGCACUGGGGGGCUACGUAGCGAUCACCAGUGCCGUGGAGUACGAUGCGUUGUUGGAUAUAGUGAAGGGGAGUGCAUCCUUCUGUCAUGUCGUCCGCUCCUCGUCGCUUCUGAUGCGCCUCAUCCUUAGGCGUGGGGGAACGCAGCGUGUGGUGGUGAAUGUCUGGUGGGUGCAGGAGGUGCACGCCCGGCAGUUUCUCUUCCCCAGUGGUCGUACCGGCGAGUGGCGGCCAUCUCUCUGCGUUUUGGUUCUGGCGGUGCGUGACGCGAAGGUGCUGCAAGAGCGACUUCUCUCUUUUCACAUAUCCCAUGCGGCAAUAGACUCCUUUCUGCAGCAGCAGGGAUGGGCCCCAAUUGAGGGGGGAGAGAGCUUGGCUCUGGCGGUGGGUGAUGCGGCCGACCCCGAGGAAGUGGAAGCGGAGCUUCGCGCUGUGAGGCGUGAAAUUGGGACCCUCUACACAUUUAUUCAGCAGGAACGCAAAGGCAGCGCGGCGCUGGAGAAGACACUCGAGGGGCUGCGGGAAACCAGCCGCAGCUUUGCGAAGGAGCAGGAACGUUUGGAGGAGAGGCAGCACGACAUCCUGCAGAGCGCGAAGCGCCGGAAGGAAAAGUUCGACGAGCAGCGAAGUCAGGUGGACGCUCUCAACGACACAUGUAGCUUGCGCGUGGCUGCUCUCCGCUGCGAGUGCGAUAGGGAGCUGCAGCUAGAGAUGGUGCGCGCCGAUAGCGAGCGUGCUCGCGUCGCGAGGGCGAUGAAUGAGGAGGUGAGGCAUACAGUGCUGCAAGCGGAGCGGAUCCGCAGCAAUGUGCUGGCCGCCCAGCAGCGGCGAGAACGGCUGCUGGACGACAUCGCACGCAGAAGAUCGCGGGUGGCAACGCUUGAAGAGGAGGUGCACCUACGUUCUGAGUCGUGCUCCACAGACGACAGUGCACCUCCGCACACGCCAGCAGCAAGCGUGGUGUCCGUGCGCCGCCAAGACGUAGAGGCGGAACUGCGGCGGCUGGACAAGCGGUGGGGGGAGUUGCGGCAGUCGCGCGCCGCGUUGCUUGAGGAAAAACGGGAGCUCGAAGUGAUGGGCCGCUGGUGGGCGGAGCAAUCAUGCGACGGCAACGACACGAGACGCAGUGGCUGUGCAUGGGCGAGAGAGACUUGGGAGUUGCGGCAGGCGGCGCUGGUGGGGGAGGAGCGCGCUGCGCGCGAAGCCCUCUGGGCCGUGGAGUCUGCGAAUAGGUGCGAGUGCAUUGAGCUUGAGCGGCUGCGUGCGCACUGUGCGUGUCGGGUGCCGCUUGCGGAAGGCAGUCGGCAGUCAUUGCUACUUGACGCCAAGGAGCAGCGACGGCGCGAUGCGAUGCUGCGGGAGAUCGAACGUUUCACGCGAUUGAAGGCGGCAAUGCGGCGCGAGAUGCGGGCCGUGCAGCUUCAAGGUGUCGACCACGAGAAUGCGCUGCGCCAACACUUGGAGGAGCUAUCUUCGGAGUCAGCGCGGCUGGAGCGCGAGCGCGACGCAUUCGAUAAUGCGGCGUUAUGUAACGGCGUCACAGCCGAGGCGAAGGAUGAAGUGGAGUCGUUGCGGUGCACACUCCUCCUCAUGGAGGCGUGCGUUGAGGCUCAUCUCCCUUUUGAUGGUCCAUUAGCCACAGUCGCAACAGCAAGUGAUUGGCACACCGUCUCGUAUGGGGUCAUGACGCAGCGGCAACGUGUUCAGGAGGAACUCGCUGCCUUGACAGAGAGGAUGCGCCAGCUGCAGGAAAAGUGUGCCGAACUGGAGCAACAGACAACCGCUGAGAAGGACACAUUGGAGGCCGUUUCACUUCAAAAGACGGCGCUCAAAUGUUAUGUCCGUGCACAUGCGCAAACUACUUGA
Molecule: messenger RNA, 2241 nt
Organism: Trypanosoma grayi
Lineage: Eukaryota; Euglenozoa; Kinetoplastea; Trypanosomatida; Trypanosomatidae
Product: trichohyalin
Exons: 1
Coding region: 1-2241 (746 amino acids)
Source: RefSeq, a predicted model, not a curated record